UUUUGUUUUUGCCUGCCCCCAAAGUUCAUUUAAUUACCAGUUUGUGCCAAGAUAGAUCCAUGAUCAUAUAUAUUGUUAAGAUUCCUGUGUCAAUAAACUUCAUUGAGUGCACCAGUUAUCAGCUUCUUCGAGUAGCAAUAUCACAUGGAAUAAAUCAAUUCUUUAUGCCAUACGGACUUUGAUCAAUAACAAAAUAGCGCGGUAGAACACAAUAAAAACCGUCGAGGUCGUACAAAAAAUAAAUGACAUUAUUGUUGCACGGUAGAAAUGUCGUGUGCUUAUCGUUGGUACAUCGCGUUGUGAAAUACAUAAAUUAAUCGUGCUGAAUCUUAUCAAAACAGUUUGCAACGUUGCAUCUGAAGGAAACUCCAGGAAAUAGAACACACAAACGGGCUUUGAGGAUUCUGUAGUGAAACAUAUUCACCUGUGCGGACACCCCUCUCGAACUGGGCAUUUUACUUUGAAGGCGGAUCCGACGCUUGUUAUAAUAUCUUAUCGCCAUGGCCUCCAAAACUAUGAUUAUUCUCAUCGUCUUGCUCGGUGUGAGUAUAUCAUGGGUAACAGCGCCAACCACUUCUGGCAUCUCUACAACGACCAACCAAACAAAAGCAGCGGUCACAAAUGGAACGACGACCGUCCCAUCAACGGGAACGACACCGAACGAUACCACCACAGCUGAUAUGACAACGUCAACGCCACAAACUCAGCCAACGCUGACGACGUCGAACGACACGACGGAACCGCAGACUACCACUGCACCGCCAACGACGUCGAUGCUGACGACGACCAAGGCUCCGCCCGAGAUUGGUACGUGGACCGUGGUGGCUGGCGCCAAGAAUCAGACUUGUAUGAAGAUGUCUUUCAAGGGGACGAUCACCCAGACAAAUGUCGAUCCCAUCCUGAUCCCGACCACGGCUGCUGCGGACUCGUCAUCGUGCAAUGAUGACGAGUCUGACUUCAUGCUCAAGUUCCAAGACGAAAACAUGACCGAUAUCUCAGUCACUCUCAGCUUCGUCAUGCAGGACAAAGAGACAUCAUAUCUGUAUUCGUCAUCAAUCACACAUAAUCAAACAACCGUGCCAAAUGUCCAGAUCCUUUUUGCGACUCCAGUUGGCAACAGCUAUCAGUGCAAUAAACAGAUGAUUUCACUAGGCGCUACCUACAAUCUCACGCUAGAAGACUUGCGACUCCAGCCGUUUGCCUCGUUUGCUAAUCAUGACUUUGGAAAAGCCUAUUCGUGUGAGAGUCCUCCAAGUGGUCCUAAUGCCGCCGUCAUCGUUGGGUUGGUUCUCGGUGCCAUCAUCCUCAUCCUCGUCAUUGCCGUCGUCGUCUUGUAUAGGAAAAAGAAGGGGCCUGGGAGAGGCUACAACAACUUUUCAUAAAAGUUUGGAAACUCAGCCAACCUCUUUUAAGCCCCACUGCACUACUUUUAGCAACUAGCUCCCUCUAUAUAGAAAAUAAUGUCUAAGCGGUACCCGUUGG
Strongylocentrotus purpuratus (purple sea urchin) is the source of this 1482-nucleotide messenger RNA. RefSeq lists its product as uncharacterized. Lineage: Eukaryota; Metazoa; Echinodermata; Echinoidea; Camarodonta; Strongylocentrotidae. The record is from RefSeq and is a predicted model, not a curated record. Gene Ontology annotation, cellular component: membrane. Bases 501 to 1382 code for a protein of 293 amino acids. The transcript is spliced from 5 exons.